Molecule: messenger RNA, 1025 nt
Organism: Lontra canadensis (Northern American river otter)
Lineage: Eukaryota; Metazoa; Chordata; Mammalia; Carnivora; Mustelidae
Gene: ECSCR
Product: endothelial cell surface expressed chemotaxis and apoptosis regulator
Exons: 12
Coding region: 1-687 (228 amino acids)
Biological process (GO): negative regulation of angiogenesis; positive regulation of proteasomal protein catabolic process; positive regulation of endothelial cell apoptotic process
Cellular component (GO): plasma membrane; cytosol
Source: RefSeq, a predicted model, not a curated record
AUGGGUGUCGGAUUUCUUUGUCGGAAUAAUCCAGUCCCAAAGGUGAGGCAGGACAAGUUAGGCAACGUGCCCGUGGAGGUGGGAGGCCCUGGAGGACAGACACCACACCCUCAGGGAAACUUUAGCAGCCCAAGUCGGACCACAGAGCCUCUUUUUUCCAACAUAGGAAUGAGCCUUUCCUCAGAUCCCAGCAGCCCAAGCUCUCUGGCCAGCACGAGGACCCAAGCACCUCAGGACAAGGCCUCACAGGUCCUCAUGGUGACCAGUAAACCUGUGACACCAAGCACCAUGGACAGUCAGUCCCAGGCACAGACGUCCACAGCAGGACUUGACACUUCUCAAAAUACUACUCCCAUAUCAACCACUAUGAGCCUGAGGACCAAAGAAGACUUGUCUGUCCUGCCCAGUCCCACAUCAGAGACGGUGCUCACUGUGGCUGCAUUUGGUGUUAUCAGCUUCAUUGUCAUCCUGGUGGUUGUGGUGAUCGUCUUAGUCAGUGUGGUCAGUCUAAGGUUUAAGUGUCGGAAGAACAAAGAGUCUGAAGAUCCCCAGAAGCCUGGGAGUUCGGGGCUAUCUGAAAGCUGCUCCACAGCCAAUGGAGAGAAAGACAGCAUCACCCUGAUCUCCAUGAAGAAUAUCAACAUGAAUAACAGCAAAGGAUACCCCACAGCAGAGAAGGUUCUUUAGAAGAAAUGUCGGGUCCCCAUGGGUCCAAGGACGAUGAAGCUGCCCCAUGACUAUAAAGAGGAAGGCAAUGGGAGUGCUAGAGGCAUGAAUCACAUAUAAAUUAUUUUAUUAUUUCACACUUACUCCAAGAUCUAAAGGACACCAGCACUCCUCCAGACCUAGGAGUAAGCUGCCAGGAUGAGAGACUCUUUCCCAUAUGGGCAGCCACUCUGGAAAUACAGCCUGCUCCUCCCACCCACUCACCGUCAAAGGAAGGGGGAGUCUGGAGGGCAAGGGCAAGGAAAAUGACAAAGUGGAGUGGCCCUUGCUACUUUGCAUUAAAAUUAUUUUCUGGCCAA